CCAGAACCAGUCCGCUCCAGUCAGACAGCUUUGACUUACUGUGUCCCAGUAGUCCGUGCCGCAGCCAAGUUCCUUGGUGUAUGGCUACCCCAGGUGCUAGUCGAACGAUUACUGUUGGCCGGUCCAUUUCUCGCGUCAUUACCGCAACGGGAUACAUUGGGGGAAUUCUCCGGACCCUACCAGUUGAAGCUGAACGGUCUCUUUGGGACACUACCACCACCAAGCUAUGAGGAACCGGUGUGUUUGGCCGCAUUGAGGCGUCUUCGUUUACAGCAUGAUGUGGAACAAGGUGAAGAAGUCAAAGAAAUUGAAGAUGGCACAGACGAUGAUCGAUCAUUGCUGGCGGACUCGUCCGUGACAACAAGUGCGACCAUCUUGUCCACAGUAUCUGAUUUCAGCCCCUCAUUUGGUGUACGUCAUUCGCCGGAAUGGCUUCCAGUACCCACCAUAUCUCUGUCCGAUCCGGAGCCAGAAACAGCACAACCGGACAAUUGGGAAGUUGUAGAUGAUGGAACUGAUGUGCUUCCAUUGAAUACAGAUCCUACAUCCGCACUACCAACGGGCGAAACGUGGACCAAUUCGUUAAGUAAAUUAUGGCGACCUAUAUUCAAUCGUUUAGGUUCGAAUACAGAACUUGAAGCGCAUGGAGAAGAGGAGGUCAAAUGA
Molecule: messenger RNA, 666 nt
Organism: Echinostoma caproni
Lineage: Eukaryota; Metazoa; Platyhelminthes; Trematoda; Plagiorchiida; Echinostomatidae
Source: the annotation of a GenBank genome assembly